CACAUACUGGCUGACCCACCACUCCACUACUUACUGAGACUCCAGAGUGACUGGUACUGCAUUAGCACAUAUGUCUGCUUUCUGAGUCAGGUCUGUGAAUAGGUUUGCUUGUGAGCGUUUAAUUGGUCAAUCAGGGCUGAUUUGACCAAGGUCUGGUGGAGAUAUGAAUCUUUCGAGGAUCCAGAUUUUUCUGGCAUGGAUUCUAAGUUUAUUUGCCGGUCCAGUAAUCUGCUCAGAAGAUGAGACGCGUCUGGUAAAAACCCUCUUUAAUGGGUACAACAAGGUGGUUCGUCCCGUUAACCACUUCAGUGAAGCCGUUGUGGUCACAGUGGGACUGCAGCUCAUACAGCUCAUCAGUGUGGAUGAAGUUAACCAGAUUGUGACCAGUAAUGUCCGCCUUAAACAGCAAUGGAUAGAUGUGAACCUGAAGUGGAAUCCAGACGAUUAUGGAGGCAUUAAAAAAAUCAGAAUACCUUCAACUGAUAUAUGGAAACCUGACCUGGUGCUAUACAACAAUGCUGAUGGUGACUUUGCCAUCAUCCACGAAACUAAAGUCCUGCUGGAGUACACUGGCCUAAUUACAUGGAACCCUCCUGCCAUCUUUAAGAGCUACUGUGAGAUCAUUGUCCUCCAUUUCCCCUUCGACCUGCAGAACUGUAGCAUGAAGCUGGGAACCUGGACGUAUGAUGGACUACUGGUCGUCAUCAACCCAGACAGCGAUCGACCGGACACUAGUAACUUCAUGGAGUCGGGAGAGUGGGUGUUAAAGGACUGUAGGAGCUGGAAACACUGGGUUUUCUACACCUGCUGUCCCGACACGCCAUACCUGGACAUCACCUAUCAUUUCCUGAUGUUGCGAUUGCCUCUUUAUUUCAUUGUCAAUGUCAUCAUUCCCUGUAUGCUGUUUUCUUUUCUCACUGGCCUGGUCUUCUAUCUGCCUACUGACUCUGGUGAAAAGAUGACUCUCUCCAUCUCUGUCUUGCUGUCUCUGACUGUCUUCCUGCUGGUCAUCGUGGAGCUGAUCCCCUCCACCUCCAGUGCUGUUCCUCUCAUAGGGAAAUACAUGCUUUUCACAAUGGUGUUUGUCAUCGCCUCCAUCAUCAUCACCGUCAUCGUCAUUAACACGCAUCACCGCUCACCCAGCACGCACACCAUGCCUGCGUGGAUCCGCAAGGUCUUCAUUGAAACCAUUCCCAACUUGAUGUUCUUCUCAACAAUGAAGCGUCCAAGUCAGGAGAUCAGACAGAAGACACUGUUCCCCACUGACAUGGACAUUUCUGACAUCUCAGGAAACCCCACCCCCACGAGUGUCACCUACCAGUCUCCUAUCAUUAAAAACCCAGACGUUCGCACCGCUAUUGAAGGGGUGAAAUACAUCGCUGAGACCAUGAAAUCAGACGAGGAAUCGAACAAUGCGGCGGAGGAGUGGAAGUUUGUCGCCAUGGUUUUGGACCACAUCCUGCUCUGUGUCUUCAUGGCUGUGUGCAUCAUUGGGACACUCGCUGUCUUUGCUGGAAGGCUCAUUGAGCUCAACACGCUGUAGGGCCACUGACCCAUGAAGGAAUGCACGUGAUAUCUAAAAAAAAAAAGCAUUGUCAUUUGGGGAGACGCAUGAGAAGACAAGUUUCCAUCAUUAGACAGGUCCAGAUUGUGUUUGUUUUGUUGCUUUCUCCCUCUGUCUCUCAGACACAGGUGGACACACUUUGAGCUGACUCGCGUCGUCUCUCGCUCUGGUGUCAGCUUCAAAUGUCCAUGUUUGUGGAUUUAAACUGGAAAGUGAGGAGAAAGUCCAGGCGUCUAUCUGAAAGGCAUGAGUCUGGUGAUCUACAUGGGUCAUACUUGAAGUUAUUUUUACCACUAACCACUUGUCUAUUGUUCUUGUUGUUUUUCUACAGUGUUUUAUUGCUGCAAUCACUCUGAGUGAAAUUACUGCCAAUGAUAAUAACACUGUGUUGGUCUUUGAGUGCCGCCGAGAUUAUUUCCUGUCUGGAAGUUUUAUUGUUGUGUUUGGCCUGACACUCAACUGACUUUUAAAUGUCUCAUUUAUAUUUAUGUAUUAAGGUUGCGAAAUGUGGUGUAAAUUUUAGAUCACAAGUGUUGAUUCAUAAAAAGAAAAACACUUCAGAUAUUCAUGGGUCAGGGACUUUGUCACUGACGCAUGUGAAUUCCUCUUUACUUUUUAACACAAUGUUACUGGUGAAUGUGGAGCCAAGAAAGCCACUUCAAAGCUGAUGUGCUGGUCCUUGAAAAAGUAUGGUGGCUAUGGCUUUUUCUGCUAACACUCGGUUUUAGGUAGUUUAGAUUAGACACUUUUUGUGCAGAGAUCUCAACGGUGAUCAAAAUGGUGUAAUUGGUUCGUUGUCACAGGAUUAAAGCUGAUGAGGAAUGUUUUUGUGCAGCUUUAAGUGAUAUAACAGAGCAAGAUUGUUGAAAUUCCAUUACAUUUGUUUUGACAUUACUGCAUGUGUUUACACCAACCAGCUGAAGGCAACUUCAUUUAUUUUGCAGCCGUUUUUAGUUGAGCAACAAGACCACUGAAUAAUACAGUGAUGUUCAAUGAACUGAUAUUGCGCAUUGGUGUCUUUUGUAUGUAUAUUUCAAAUUGUGUAGUUGUGAAAAAUAAAAAUAAUUAUUUAAUCAAGA
Messenger RNA from Solea senegalensis (Senegalese sole), 2643 nucleotides. It is a transcript of the gene chrna1, whose product is annotated as cholinergic receptor, nicotinic, alpha 1 (muscle). Gene Ontology annotation, cellular component: neuron projection; postsynaptic membrane; synapse. The record is from RefSeq and is a predicted model, not a curated record. The coding region runs from base 164 to 1543 and encodes 459 amino acids. The transcript is spliced from 10 exons. Gene Ontology annotation, molecular function: transmembrane signaling receptor activity; acetylcholine-gated monoatomic cation-selective channel activity. Gene Ontology annotation, biological process: signal transduction; nervous system process; monoatomic ion transmembrane transport. Lineage: Eukaryota; Metazoa; Chordata; Actinopteri; Pleuronectiformes; Soleidae.